AUGCAGUCGAACGACCAGCCGAAUGGUUCUGGUUCACUGCCCGGAGUGGAACAAAUGACAGGGCAGGCCGCGCAGGUUCUGCAGAGUUUGAAAAUGAAUGGCAGUCCGCCUAUGCAGCACCAGCCUGGCCAGUUGCCGCCGCACCCCCAGAUGCAGGAUCCCCAGGGGCCGGGCCAACUACCUAUGGGACAAGCACCCAUGAAUCAGAUCGGGGCGGUUCCGAAUCAGUACAAUUUCAUUCAACGCGUGCUACUUAUGCCACCAGGUCAAAAUACAGGCUACAUGCCCAACCACAUGUCUUCGCCAAUGCCUAUGAUGUACCCCAUGGUUCCGCAACAAAUGCCGCCCCAGAUGCCGCAAUCAGCGCCUGUAUCGGCACAGUCUACGCCGCAGCCGGUUGAGAAUACCCCGUAUGCCAUGCCGCUGUCACAGCCUGCGUUCACCGCGGCCACGCAGUCUCCGCAACCGCAGCCGCUGCAGCCGCUUCUUCCGAAACCGAAUGUGCCUGGGCCGGACGACAAAAUGCUGCGCAAGCUGCGCAAGAAGGCCCGUAUCCUGGAAUCUGAACUGCACAUGAAAAUGGCCGAGUGUAUCAGUCACCACGAUGAACAGCUCAAGCUCAACGAGAUUCUGAAUCGCAUCACCAGCGAGAACCAGACCCUUUUGGCCAUGAUAGAGAAGCUAGAGCCGGGGGUCAAGUCGGCUGCUCCGGCCCAGCGCUCGCCUUUGACGAAGGGAGACCUGGAGCUGUACGAGAUGGUUGCUGCUGGAACGCACAUUGGCUAA
Wickerhamiella sorbophila is the source of this 786-nucleotide messenger RNA. RefSeq lists its product as hypothetical. The record is from RefSeq and is a predicted model, not a curated record. The transcript has a single exon. The coding region runs from base 1 to 786 and encodes 261 amino acids. NCBI's taxonomy places the organism in Eukaryota, Fungi, Ascomycota, Dipodascomycetes, Dipodascales, Trichomonascaceae.